AUGGAAUCGAAUAGAAAAGAUGCUUCUGCCAGCAAAUACGAAGAACUCAUGAAACAUAUUUCUGCUGGCAACUAUGAAGAAGUGAUAAAAAUCGCCGAGGACUUGGAAUAUACUCUGGCUCUUACACCCAACAGUGAAAUUCCAAUUGAAGAAAUUUAUGCACCUUAUCUUGCAGCAUAUUUACUUCUUAACCAACUGCCUGCGGCAAAAUUUCUUUGGAAGCGCAUUCCAGAACGGACAAAAACAGAUGAAAUUCGUGCUAUUUGGAAUGUAGGCACAGCACUAUGGAAUCGUGAAUUUGAGAAUGUGUAUGGACUUAUUGAGGGCAAGCCAUGGAGUUCGUCGGUUGAACCAUUGAUGACUAGAUUAGCUGAAUUAGUACGUGAACGCGUGCUUAAUCUAUUGUCGGAAGCUUAUUCAUCAAUUGCCGUUGAUAAAGCUGCUCACAGACUUGGGUUGCCGCAAGAACAACUAAUACAAAUCUUAAGCAAUCGUGGUUGGGUGCUCGAUGCGGCAACAAAUACUCUUCAACCAAAAACACAUAAAACUGAAAUCGUGCAAAAUAUCUCUCUCACUAAUUUCUCACAACUUACUGAUUUGGUGAUCCAAUUGGAAAAGUCAUAG
Messenger RNA from Ambispora leptoticha, 624 nucleotides. The record is from the annotation of a GenBank genome assembly. NCBI's taxonomy places the organism in Eukaryota, Fungi, Glomeromycota, Glomeromycetes, Archaeosporales, Ambisporaceae.